This is a messenger RNA of Schistosoma rodhaini, 3773 nucleotides long. The record is from the annotation of a GenBank genome assembly. Lineage: Eukaryota; Metazoa; Platyhelminthes; Trematoda; Strigeidida; Schistosomatidae.
UUAGCAAAAACUUUUUCUAUUCCAUCCACAACCGUUUGAAACAUUUGAAUUACUCGUAUUUCGAAUCACUACCCUCCUGAGGUAAACGCACUCAGUCAAAAUACAGGACAUACAAAAUAAAAACAGCUACCAAACUGACAAGAAUUAAUGCAGUUGGUUCGCUAGAUUACUAUUCACCGGACAAAACCAAAUACCUGGAACAUUACCGAAACAACAAACGAGCUCAUGGAAGUUGGACCUUGAAAGUGCUGCAGUCAACAUGAAGAUUACGUUACUUUGUCAUGUGUUUGAAGACUCGUGCAAUGACCCUAAAUAUAUGUUCUAGUUCAUUAUAAUAAUGGCAUCACCAACGUUGAUACUCGAUAUGGGUGGUGGAUCACUAAAAAUCGGAUUUUCUACAGAUCCUCAUCCUAAAAUUAUUGAUAACUCCAUUUUCAAAUCGAAAACGCUUGGUGGCCGUACAUUCGUUGGAAAUGAAAUUGAACAAUGCAAUAAUUUGUCGAGUUUAUUUUGUGUCAUGCCAUUCAAAAAAGGCUACAUUAACAACUGGGAGGUUCAAUGUCAAAUUUUGGACACAACUCUUAAAAGCAUAGUUAAAACAAACUCUCAAAAUUCCUUAUCCGAUCAUAACCUUAUUGUUACUGAGCCGUAUUUCAACUUUUCAUCGACUAAAGAAGCUAUGAAUGAAAUUUUUUUUGAAGAUUAUCAAGUAGCUGGUUUGAUCCGCACAAAUCCUGCAUUUCUCAGCGCUUACAAAUAUCGAAGUGAAUCAGCUCAACGUCUUUCAAGAUAUUGUAUAGUUAUUGACUCCGGAUACUCAUUUACGCAUAUUGUACCUAUGGCUGAUGGACUUGUUAUGAAAGAUUUUGUUAUACGGCUAACAGUAGGAGGGAAAAUUCUUACAAAUCGUUUGAUUGAGGCUGUAUCCUAUAGACAUUUGGAUGUUCGAAGUGAGAUAUAUAUAAUGAAUCAGUGCAAAGAAGAUGUAUGUUAUGUAUCUACUGACUUUUGGCAAGAUAUGAAGAUUUCUCGAUCAAACCAAAAAUCAAAUAGCAUUUUAAGAGAAUAUGUACUACCAAACUAUGUAGAUGUACACCGUGGAUAUGUUCGUGAUCCAAAUACAGUGGUUUCUGAAAAUAGUAGUAAUGAUAAAUCAGAACAACGGGCUUCCAACCUUUCACAGCAAGGAUAUGUUUUACGUUUGAAUAAUGAGCGAUUUACAGUUCCUGAAUUGAUUUUCCAUCCAUCUGAUGUGGGCUAUCAAGAAAUGGGGCUUACAGAAGCUAUCCAUUACCUGAUGAGUGAACGAUUGCCGGCUGCAGUAAAACCAGGAGCUUGGGCAAAUUUUAUGGUUAUGGGUGGCAACGCAUGUUUUCCAGGAUUUGCAGAAAGAUUAAGAUUCAAUAGAAUUACAAUACACAAAUGAUAUAAUUCUGCUUCGUGAAGACGCUGACAAAAUAUAGAAUCGCUCAAUCACCUUAACCAACAAUACAAACAUGUUUCAGAUGCGAUUCUCUCUCUCGAAAUCCAAAUACUACUUCACAAGUGGCCUGCAUAAGCGCCUGAAUUCUUGAAAGGCAUAGAAGUAGUUGAACUCAUCGACCACGCAACUUAUCUCAUGAAUCUCAUCACUCCUGAUAGUCUGGUGUCUAAUGAAAUCUCCGCACAGAUCCAGGAAGCUCAAUCGGCUCCUUCCAACCCGUGUCUCUUGUGGCGUACAAGAUGUAUCCAUCUCCCAACCAAAGGAAACGUCAUCUGCACAGUAAUUCACCCCGUUCCACUUUACGCGCGUGAAACAUGGACAUUGAGAAUUGACGAUAUUCGUAUGUUACUAGUAUUCAAUCGUAAGUAUUUUCGAAGCAUUGAUCGUGUAUUUUGGAAUCACCGAGUGAGCAACACCUAAAUUGGCAAUAAGGUAUUACAUAAGGAUGACAAAUCAAUCGAUGAGGUAGUAAAUCUCUAUCAACAGAAGUGGUUGGGCACUCGUAGCACACGUCCCAACCAACACUUACAUCGACGAGCGAUGUUGUGUGUCGUUGGGAGUAGACAGAGAUAGAACUAGUAUAAACAUUCAAAUCAAAUCAUCUCAUCAGUCCAUGAAGAAGUCACUGACAGCUGGAUUAUGCCAUAUUAACAGGUGUAGACUACCUUGUUGUGGUCUGUGUAGUUUUCAUAACCAAUGUUUUGAGACCUUGAAUGACAUGGGUCAAAAUGGUUUGCAGUAGCCAAGUUGCAUCCAUCCUCUGUCUUCCCCUGGAUUCUGAGUCUCCGAGUUCGUCAUAAUUCUUUUUAUUUCACUGGUUUACAUUUUCUUCAAUUGUGUAUUCGAUGCCUAAUCUUUUCUGUUAGCACUGGUACUGUUACUACCUUUAGUAUUUUGGGAUUUGUCCUAACAAUUUCAUCUCUUUGUACAUACGUACCAGGUCCUACGUUGUGACUGACUGACUUGCAUUUUCAACGCGAUGUAAACAUGCCACUUCACAUUUACCCCUCGGUUCUUUUGAUGUGCUAAUCUUUCAUCCCAUUCGUCGAGUUGUUGUAAGUGUAUGCAUGUACUGUUUCGUUGAAUCAGUCUUCUCUGUUCUCUACUAAUCAGUAUUCCUCAUAAGACUUGUGUUUGUUUUUCGGAGUAGCCGACGCUAGAAAAGAAAAGCAGUUGUGAAAUGCAGGUACCGAAGCAUAGCUAGUAGCUAAUCAUCUCUUCUCUUAACAUUCCACUAUAGAUGAAAUAUCGAAAAUUUUAUUUUCAAGAAGUUCUUAAAAUGUAUUUGUUGAAUCCUGUGUUGAAUGAUGGUCUCAUACACUACGUAAAGCCUGGCAAAUUUUUACUUUCAAGAGAAUAUGUAAAUUUAGUAUACAGUACUAUCAAACAUGUAUGAUUGAAUUGUUUUAGGAGACUUCGCUGAAGCACGCGGUUAACGGAAUUGUAAUAAUCAAUCUCUACUUUCUGUAAUGAAUGAAUUAUGUUCCUUCUUCGCAUGUCCUCUAUUUUAUUGCUGGUAUUGGAGUUAUCAAUAUUAAUCUAUACAAUGGUUUUAUCUGUUCGUUUUUCACAUAAGGACACGACUUAGUUACUUUUUACCAAUUACCUAAAUCAAGUUUUUUACAGUUCCCAACCAACUCCACACAAUUUAUGUCGUAUAGUGUUAUUAUUUAACAUACAAAGGGUGUGGUUCUAAGUGGUUAAGUAGAUUAAAUCACUUAGCUUUCUACCAUUAGAUCCCAAGUUCUAUUUCCUUUUUUAUCUACUCAACUGUUUAAGUAGUUGGGUAGUUAUUAACUUUUUUUUACAAAAUUUCUACCUGAUAAAUAAGUUACAUCAAGUUCAGAUUUUAAGAUGCGACUCCAUUAUACUAAUUUGUUAUUAUCUUAUUAAUCUGUUUAGUCUAAAUAAUUUCAUGCAUUUCUAUAAUUUGUACAACCUGAUUUUACCAGGUUAAUAUUAAUGUGAAUAAGGUCAAUCAUUCAGAUUGAGGUGUGUUUUUUGUCUGAGAAAUUUUGAUAGUAACAAUAAUCAAAUUGUAAUUUUUUUCCAAAUAAAAAUCAGGACAGACUUUUCAUAAAAUAGUAAUGUGUUUCUAAUUUCAAACUAUGAAAUUAAAUGUUUGUUUCAAGAGUUAAUACUAAUUGUAGAUCUAUUCUAAAUUACACUAAACAAUUAUUCAAAUCUUUCUUACUACUUAAAUUCAGUUCAGAAAAUAAUUAAAAUAUGUAUAUAUAUUUUAUAAAGUUGAAAUCAUGAGUCAAUCGAAGCUAGACCACCAUGGAAAACC